AUGCCUCUCAGAUUCGAUAAGCUGCCUCUACUCGUUCUAUACCUAGUCUUUGAUUAUAUUCGUGCAUCAGCGAAGACUCUAUGCAGUCUGGCUUUAGUGAAUCAGGCCUGCAAUAAUUUCGUUGCCCCAUUCCUUUAUGGGAAUCUGGAGAUCAACAUCUCCUCGCCACCGAAGCUCCUCGAAGAUUUGGCAAAAAUUGAAGAAAGCCCUCGUCGCAAAGGAUUGACAAAAUAUGUGCGCCACCUCAGAAUCUUGGGUUGUAUGCAUUUGAGCACGAGUGGGUAUAAUUCUCAAUGGAUCCCUGUCUACGAUGACAAUCACAGAAAACGCCAUGAUGCAGUCAAUGAAUACCUCGGAAAGGAUUCGAGUGAUGGGUCGGAAGAGGAUAUAUCCAAAGCCUGGACCCCUCUCGCCGAGAUGAUUCAGAAAUGUCAGCAUCUUAGAGAGUUGAUCUGGGUCUGUCCUAAUCAGCUUCCGCCGUGUAUAUUAAAGGCCGUUCAACAGUGUCAUCCAGCGUGUCAUCUCGACAUGCGGUUUUUCCUUCUCCGAAGUCUAAGAGAUGCCGCCACCACCCCACAUGAGCUAGAUCUGGUUCAAUCUCGCUGUCUGCACAGCAUCACUAUGACAACUGUCCGUAGUGAGCUGCACCAAAAGCCAGGUGACAAUGAAAAGGCCAUAUUCGAGGUCAUUACUCUGGCCCCCAAUAUCAAGCACCUCAAUGUGAUUUAUGUCCCAUAUCGCAGGUUACGGGACAGGACGCCGUCAUCAUGGAAAGGAUUCGUGCCACCUCCAAAUCAUUCAUAUAAAGGGGCUCUUGUCUCACUUUCGUAUUUCGGGAGAUCCGGUGUAUCAGUGGAGGACAUUGCAAAAUGGUCUAAUUGCACUGACAUGUCCAAGAUACGCUAUCUGAGACUUGGGGGUGUGUCGGAUCCCCAAGUAUUCGAACACUUAACGCAGAGUGUCAAGUCCAUGUCUCUUGAUCUUCUAGGCCUGGCAGUAUAUCUGAACCAUAAUGCCAACGAACAGCUUCUUUAUGCCCUGGAGUGUCUCCUAGAACAGUUAAUCCCCCUUAAGGAGUUUAGCCUUCGAGGGUGUUUUCCGGUAUCUAUACUUGAUAAACUCUUUCAUCGUCACGGACCGACACUGCGAAAACUGGACUUAUACCCUCUCUUGCGCAGUACUGGCCCAUGGAAUGAAAUUACAACGGUCGACUCAGAAGUGUUUCGUACGAUCCAGAAUCAAUGUCCGAUUCUCGAAUCGCUGACUAUUUAUACACCGAACUCCGCUGCCGAGGUCCUGGACGACCGCAGCCUCCAGAGAGUCUGCCCGUCGCUUCCGUACCUCUAUGAACUGGAAUUGUGUGUCGCAUAUCCAUAUUUUUCUAUGCCAGAAGGGACUCCCCGCAAGAUUUGGGACUUGAUUGAACGACACAAGAGAGGGUGUCGUUUGAACCGUCUUAUAAUAUCCGACCUUACUACCACCGUCAUCCUGAGUACACGUGAAGGUGAAAUGAAUGGGGAGGUUGAAUCACUUUCUUUGGGUAAAGACAUAUGGGAAGAGCUCAAAGAGGCCAAGGCUCUUCAUGGGGAUUCAGCAGUAGAAUACUAUUAUCAGGUCUGA
Molecule: messenger RNA, 1620 nt
Organism: Aspergillus pseudonomiae
Lineage: Eukaryota; Fungi; Ascomycota; Eurotiomycetes; Eurotiales; Aspergillaceae
Exons: 3
Coding region: 1-1620 (539 amino acids)
Source: RefSeq, a predicted model, not a curated record